AUGCGGGCGGCGGGCGGCGGCGGAGGGCCGGGCUGCGGCUGCAAGGGGAUCCGCUCCUGCCUGCUCUGCGAGGGGCCCGCGCCGGCCGCUCCGCCCCCGCAGGGAGAAGAUAAUUUCACUUACUGUCCAGCAACAGGCCUAGCUAAAGGAAAUGAGCAUUCGGAAUUUGCUGGCUGGGCAUUUCCCUUUCCAGGGGUGUUCCUGGUGGAGGAGUUCAUUAGUGAAGAUGAAGAGUGUGAGAUAGUGGAACUGAUGGAUCUAGAUGACUGGAAACCGUCACAGUCUGGCCGAAAGAAACAGGACUAUGGACCCAAAGUGAACUUCAAGAAACAAAGGCUGAAAGCUGGCAGCUUUACUGGCUUGCCAAGUUUCAGCAGGAAGAUUGUGGCACAGAUGAAGGCCUGCGCUGUGCUCAGUGGUUUCUUACCUGUGGAGCAGUGUAACCUGGACUACAGACCAGAGAGAGGCUCUGCCAUCGACCCCCACUUUGAUGACUGGUGGCUCUGGGGGGAGCGCCUGGUCAGCCUGAACCUGCUCUCAAAAACUGUGCUCUCCAUGUCCUGCGAUUCAGAGGACACCAUCCAAUUAUUUCCCAUUUCCAGUAAGGAGGAAUUGAGUCCCCCUGCAUCUUUCGCGCAGACAUCAACGUGCAGAGAUUCAGGAGAAGAGGGAAACGAGUGCUUUUUGUCCCCGAGGCUGGUUCCUGGGAAGGAAGUGAGUGUGGCCAUCCUCUUGCCCCAGAGGUCGCUGGUGGUGCUGCACGGGGAUGCCCGGUACAAGUGGAAGCACGGCAUCCACCGCAGGCACAUCGAGCACCGCCGCGUCUGCAUCACCUUCAGGGAGCUCUCUGCCGAGUUCAGCGCCGGCGGGAGGCACGAGGAACUGGGCAAAGAACUGCUGCAAAUCGCUCUUUCCUUUCAAGGGAGACCCGUGUGACCAAGAGGUUGCAUUUUUUUAUUGGGAGAGGUGUAAAAUGAGGCGUGGAAUUUGUGUGACUCGGUUUAUUUCUGAGGUGGGUGUAAAGGAACCAGGUGUGUGCAGAGAUAAGCUCAAUAAAACGAAAAUCUAACAAACAAGUAAAAGGGGUGAGCUUCAAAACCUCCUGGGCAGUGGGAGCUUUUAGGCCAAAGUCAGAAAUGAGAGGUUGCAUGGAUUACUUGUGUUGCAACAACAAAAGCAACCAACCAAGUUCCUAUACACUUAAAUGAACCCAAGAAAGUUAGAAACAUUAAACAGAGUAACAAACAGCCAGCCGUGACACAGAUUUUAAACUUUCCUGGUGCAUACCUGAUACUGUCAGACUGGUUUGAAUUUAGCACUGAGCCCUGGGGUACAACUGUCCCCUCACCCACCUCAGACAGGUCCUGUGGAGAUCAGGUCUCAGGGGAGGAAGGUAAGCAGGUAUCUCUCCACAGACAGUACAAAACACUGAGAACUCAUUAAAGUAAUUAUCCUUUGCUGAAGAUUCAUGCUCUAACAAUGAGGAUUAAUCAUAAAUUCCCUGUGUGACCUGUAUCUUCUGGGACCAAGGAGCAGCAUUUGCAGAGGGCCAGUGCUGACUCUUUGGGCUUGGACGGAGAUCAGACCAAAGGCCUGCACAGACUGUGUUAUUUUCUGAUCAUUUGUCAUCUCUGAACCCUGCUGUCAGCUCUCAGUAGCAACAGUCUGAUUUUGGGGAUUAGCUGGGCAACAGACUGCAACCCUGGCAGCCAUCAUUUAUUUUCCUGGCACCUCCAGCAGUCAGGUUUGAAUCAUGCCUCGUACCUAAGAUUCAAGUAGUCAUUUGCAGCAGAAGCUGAUCUG
Hirundo rustica (Barn swallow) is the source of this 1803-nucleotide messenger RNA. It is a transcript of the gene ALKBH4, whose product is annotated as alkB homolog 4, lysine demethylase. The transcript has 3 exons. The coding region runs from base 1 to 936 and encodes 311 amino acids. Gene Ontology annotation, cellular component: contractile ring; midbody. Gene Ontology annotation, biological process: protein demethylation; actomyosin structure organization; oxidative demethylation. Gene Ontology annotation, molecular function: actin binding; oxidoreductase activity; demethylase activity. Lineage: Eukaryota; Metazoa; Chordata; Aves; Passeriformes; Hirundinidae. The record is from RefSeq and is a predicted model, not a curated record.